UUGCUCCGUCCUUCGUUCUGAAAAGCGCGUCUCUCCGCUUUUUCUUCUUCUUCUUCUUCCUCCUCCCCCGCCGGCUCGUCUGCUUUUCUCUACUCUCAUUGAUUUCCUGUUUUUCUUUUAUUUUUUUGGUUACACACAUAUAUCACAACUGUAGAUAUCACCGUUCGCUUAUUUUAUAUUAUCUUUUUCUCUUUUUACAUAUAACCCUCCCGAUUAAUAUUAAUUGCCCUCUGUGAUCUGUUCGCCCGUUGAUCAACUGCGAACAUUCUCUCCAACAAAGUCCACUUUUUCUUCUUUUGUCUUUAGCCAACCGUCUUUCACGCACACACGUCUGACAAGAUGCGCUCCCCCAUUGUCAUCGCCCUUGGCGUCCUCGCGGCUGUCGCUGCUGCUGCCCGCGAGAAUCCCUUCAAUAACCCCAGCGGUGGCUACAGGUUCGCCGCGAACAUGCCGACUACAUUGAGCUGGGAGCCCACCACCGAUGGCACGGUCACCCUGAAGCUUCAGAAGGCUGGUGCAAUCAACCCUACCUCUGGAAUUACCAUUGCCGCCAACAUUCCAAACUCUGGCUCCUAUGUCUUUGUUCCCUCUGCGAGCUUGGGCCCCGGUUCCGACUACACCAUCGAAAUCAUCGAUGACAACGACCCAGACAAUAUCAACUUCACUCCUCAAUUUUCGAUCACCGGUACUACCGGUACCGCGACCGAGUUGACCGGCUCCCCUACCGUCACCGGCUCUGCCAGCGUGACCCCCUCCUCCUCCCCUGCCAGCUCCGAAGCUGACAGCAGCUCCAUGAUCACCAGCACCGUUUCCUCUGCUAGUGCGACUACAACCUUGUCCAGCGAUGCUCUUACCACCACCUCCGAGGCUGCCACUUCCAGCUCGCAGCCUACUGCCACGCCUUCCACAACAGACAUUGAGGCUAUCCCUGAUCCCAACGGCGCCGCUGCUUUGAGCUUCCCCGCAGUCUUGUUGUCUGGUGUCCUUGGCUUGAUGGCUUUCUUGUAAAAAAAGCAUGAUGAAACAAACGGCCUGAAACUGAAAGUUUUAGCUUCAUGUUUUUGUGUGAAUCUUUUUUGUGAAUGAGUGUGUCUGUGGAUGUGUCACAGAACCCCCAACCGCUCAUGUACAUGUCAUCACUACAUAUACUUUUAUUUAUAUUUUUUUUUUCUUUCCCUGUAUCUUAUUCAUAACAUAACAUUGAUCUAUUUUGAUCUCUUGGUUUGGUAAAUCUGAAGACUUUGCUGAUGCUGUACUUUAAUUAUUGCUAUCUUUGGGGCAAUGUGUGCACCUUUGUGACAACAGGCAAAUCUCACAGCCGCUCUAUGAUGUAGUUUUGCAUUUGUAUCACCAGGCCCAUAUGCACAGAUGUAUCAAUGCGCUGUCAAUGCUUCUGCAGCAUAACCAGUUUACCAAAGUGACCACAGCUACGCUGUGUCACCCUUUCAAAAACAAGGUUGGAGCUCUCGUAUUCUCCUACAACGAUCAAUUCCCAUCUACUUCCCACCCUUCCUUUUCGCGUCCCUGAAUGCCUUUGCUCGUCUCGCGCUUCUCGUCUUUGGCCUUCCUCUGCUUUUCGUCUUCACUUUAAACUCUGGAAGACUCCCAUUUUUACCCUCCGUCGCUCGGUAGCCUUCGAAAACAAACGGCGCUGUCGACUCUGAUCCCUUCUUGUUUUUCUCCGCCUUGGCCGACGCACGCAGCUGCGCCGCACCCGCACGGCCGAGAAGCUUCGCCGCGCGACCUUUCAAGCUCGGAUCGGGUCUCCCGAGGCCCAUCCUGUUCGGAUUGGUGCUCGUGGAGUCGUUUCGCUUCUUUGCCGUCCGUUUCGCACGCACGACGCGGAGUUUGCGCGGGAGCAUCGGGGGGAAUUUUUUCCCGUCGAGAAGUAAUGCUGCCUCCACGCCGUUCUGGUCGUGGAACUGGACGUACGCGAACCCCUUGCCGACGCGCGUGGAUGGGUCGCGGACGACCCGGACGGACUCGACGCGCCCGGCGUUCUCGUUGAAGGUACGCCAGAGACCCUCUUCGACGUCCGAAGGGGUUGCGGAUUUCUUUCUUUUCUUCUCCUGAUCGUCGGUCGAGGCGGCUGCUUCUUCGUCUACGAAACCCAGGUUUCCCACGAAGACGCAGCGUUUAUGAUCAAUCGGUGCCGGGUGGGCGAUGCUGUCGACACGAAGAUGGCGGUCGAGGACGGUUGUCCCGUUGAGACUGAGAGCUUUUCUUGCGGCUGCGGCCGUGGUGUAGACGACGUAGGCGUUUGUGCUGCGGGUUGUAGAGUCCAUGAGAUCCUUCUUGGCA
Molecule: messenger RNA, 2301 nt
Organism: Coccidioides immitis RS
Lineage: Eukaryota; Fungi; Ascomycota; Eurotiomycetes; Onygenales; Onygenaceae
Exons: 2
Coding region: 340-1008 (222 amino acids)
Source: RefSeq, a predicted model, not a curated record